GCCGCACUCGCGGAGGAUGCAGCAGCGGCGGCGGCGGCAGCAGCCACAGCAGCGGCGCGGAGUCCCCUGCGCCCCGCGGCCCGGCCGGGCUGCGGCAGAGGCGGCGGCGCCCCGCGCCGGGUGAGGCCACCGAGACCGUGCGCACCGAUCCGUGAGCAGAGAGAGAAGAGGGCAAAGACGCGAGUCGGCCAGCUGCAGCUCCAGACUCCUGCCCCUGCAGGAGACAGAAAAUGGCCCGCCCCAGCCUCCUGCUGUGCCUGCUCUCUGCAGCUGUGCUCCCUCUGCUCGGCGGGAGCUCCUCCUUCCUGUCACACCACCGCCUGAAAGGCAGGUUCCAGAGGGACCGCCGCAACAUCCGCCCCAACAUCAUCCUGGUGCUCACCGACGACCAGGACGUGGAGCUCGGUUCCAUGCAGGUGAUGAACAAGACCCGGCGCAUCAUGGAGCAGGGCGGGGCGCACUUCAUCAACGCCUUCGUGACCACGCCCAUGUGCUGCCCCUCGCGGUCCUCCAUCCUCACCGGGAAGUACGUGCACAACCACAACACCUACACCAACAACGAGAACUGCUCCUCGCCCUCCUGGCAGGCGCAGCACGAGAGCCGCACCUUCGCCGUGUACCUCAACAGCACCGGCUACCGCACAGCUUUCUUCGGGAAGUACCUGAACGAAUACAACGGCUCCUACGUGCCCCCGGGCUGGAAGGAGUGGGUCGGCCUCCUCAAAAACUCGCGCUUCUACAACUACACGCUCUGCCGGAACGGGGUGAAGGAGAAGCACGGCUUCGACUACUCCAAGGAUUACCUCACAGACCUCAUCACCAACGACAGCAUCAGCUUCUUCCGCACGUCCAAGAAGAUGUACCCACACAGGCCCGUGCUGAUGGUCAUCAGCCACGCAGCCCCCCAUGGCCCCGAGGACUCGGCCCCCCAGUACUCGCGCCUCUUCCCCAACGCCUCGCAGCACAUCACGCCGAGCUACAACUACGCGCCCAAUCCCGACAAGCACUGGAUCAUGCGCUACACGGGGCCCAUGAAGCCCAUCCACAUGCAGUUCACCAACAUGCUGCAGCGGAAGCGCCUGCAGACCCUCAUGUCGGUGGACGACUCCAUGGAGACGAUCUACAACAUGCUGGUGGAGACGGGCGAGCUGGACAACACCUACAUCGUGUACACCGCCGACCACGGCUACCACAUCGGCCAGUUCGGCCUGGUGAAGGGCAAGUCCAUGCCGUACGAGUUCGACAUCAGGGUGCCGUUCUACGUGCGGGGCCCCAACGUGGAGGCUGGCUCGCUGAAUCCCCACAUCGUCCUCAACAUCGACCUGGCUCCCACCAUCCUGGACAUCGCCGGUCUGGACAUCCCCUCGGAUAUGGACGGGAAAUCCAUCCUGAAGCUGCUGGACACGGAGCGGCCGGCGAAUCGGUUUCACUUGAAAAAGAAGAUGAGGGUCUGGCGAGACUCCUUCCUGGUAGAGAGAGGCAAGCUGCUGCACAAGAGGGACAGCGACAAGGUGGACGCCCAGGAGAACUCCCUGCCCAAGUACCAGCGCGUGAAGGACCUGUGCCAGCGGGCCGAGUACCAGACGGCGUGCGAGCAGCUGGGGCAGAAGUGGCAGUGUGUGGAGGACGCCACGGGGACGCUGAAGCUGCACAAGUGCAAGGGCCCGGCGCGGCCCAGCAGCAGAGCCCUGUCCAACCUGGUGCCCAAGUACUACGGGCAGGGCGGCGAGGCCUGCGCCUGUGACGGCGGCGGCGGGGACGACCAGCUCAGCCUGGCCGGGCGCCGGAAGAAGCUCUUCAAGAAGAAGUACAAGGCCAGCUACGUCCGCAACCGCUCCAUCCGCUCUGUGGCCAUCGAGGUGGACGGCGAAGUGCACCACAUAACCCUGGACGAGGCACCCCAGCCCCGCAACCUGACCAAGCGGUACUGGCCGGGGGCCCCUCGGGACCAGGACGACAAGGACGGUGGGGACUUCAGUGGCACUGGAGGCCUUCCGGACCCGUCAGCUCCCAACCCCAUUAAAGUCACACACCGGUGCUACAUCCUGGAGAACGACACGGUCCAGUGUGACCUGGACCUGUACAAGUCCCUGCAGGCCUGGAAGGACCACAAGCUGCACAUCGACCACGAGAUCGAAACCCUGCAGAAUAAAAUCAAGAACCUGAGGGAAGUCCGAGGUCACCUGAAGAAAAAGCGACCGGAAGAAUGUGACUGUCACAAAGUCAGUUACUACACCCAGCACAAAGGCCGACUCAAGCACAAAGGCUCCAGUCUGCAUCCUUUCAGGAAGGGGCUGCAGGAGAAGGACAAGGUGUGGCUGCUGCGGGAGCAGAAGCGCAAGAAGAAACUUCGCAAGCUGCUGAAACGGCUGCAGAACAACGACACGUGCAGCAUGCCGGGCCUCACGUGCUUUACCCACGACAACCAGCACUGGCAGACUGCACCCCUCUGGACACUGGGGCCCUUCUGUGCCUGCACCAGCGCCAACAACAACACGUACUGGUGCAUGAGGACAAUCAACGAGACCCACAACUUCCUCUUCUGUGAAUUUGCCACCGGCUUCCUCGAGUACUUCGAUCUCAACACAGACCCCUACCAGCUGAUGAACGCAGUGAAUACACUGGACAGGGACGUCCUCAACCAGCUACACGUGCAGCUCAUGGAGCUGAGGAGUUGCAAGGGUUACAAGCAGUGUAACCCCCGGACACGGAACAUGGACCUGGGACUUAAAGAUGGAGGAAGCUACGAGCAAUACAGGCAGUUUCAGCGUCGAAAGUGGCCAGAAAUGAAGAGACCUUCUUCCAAAUCACUGGGCCAACUGUGGGAAGGCUGGGAAGGCUAAGCAGCCUGCGACGGACCUCCCAUAGCAGAGGCAACGUCUGGCUGUACAGACAGUGCAAACCGCUGUAUGACUUCAAGCAGACCUGCGCUGUCAGCCAGGAGGCCUGCGAGACAGACCCUGCUUUCAGUCAACAGGGCAAAUUCUGGAAGGGCACCGCCAGGAGUGGUGUGCGAUGCUUCGGGAAGUCCGUUUCCGCCCCUGCUUUUGCUUUGGAUUAUACCUCGCCGGCUACACAAAAUGCAUUUCAUGUCAGAAAGUCACCACUAACCCUCUCCGAGAGGCUCACAAGAGGAAAAACACAGAUUAUUAUACCUUUUUUUUUUUGGCAAUUUCCCCAAAGGGUGGAAAGACACUGGAAUUUUUUUAAGUCAUAGGGGAAGAACAACCCUGUUUAAAUCCUCUCACCUUCCUCCCGGUUUGUCACGGAGAAGGACUACGCAGCAGGCCAGAGGCAACGUGCGGACGCUGGGGAGGAGCCCAGUCCAGCCGGGAGCCGCUGGCACAGGAGACGUGCCGCUCACCCAGCACUGCCCCCCCGGCUGCCCGCGAAGUAACUGACUUCACUGUAUAUACGCGACUCUCUACAUGUAACCAGUGCGGAACUUCCAGGGGAACCCAGCGACGAGGAGACCCCGUUCUCAGGAGCGGGGGCGCCGGUGAACACUCCCUGGACAGCUGCGAGAACAGCCCUUGCAGCGUGGGCCUUUCCGCGCCUGCCCAGACACUGCUUCUCCCACUGUCCUUUCGUUCUCUCCCCCAAAAGUAAUGUCUUUUCAAGUACCGAAAAGGAAUGAAGUUCAUGUACGUCCCAAGUUUUAAUGAAAUUGUAUUUGUAAAGAAAUUUUGUAGUCUAAGUACUGUCAAACAAUGUUCAAAACUCCAGCCAGUGACCAGCGGUUGGUAUGAGGUAACCCUUGACAUUUUGUAAAAGGCCAUCCUUGAGAGAUUUUUACUUUGAUUUCUUAAAAA
Phyllostomus hastatus (greater spear-nosed bat) is the source of this 3812-nucleotide messenger RNA. It is a transcript of the gene SULF2, whose product is annotated as sulfatase 2. The transcript has 21 exons. Gene Ontology annotation, cellular component: cell surface; endoplasmic reticulum; plasma membrane. The record is from RefSeq and is a predicted model, not a curated record. The coding region runs from base 231 to 2843 and encodes 870 amino acids. Lineage: Eukaryota; Metazoa; Chordata; Mammalia; Chiroptera; Phyllostomidae. Gene Ontology annotation, molecular function: glycosaminoglycan binding; N-acetylglucosamine-6-sulfatase activity; calcium ion binding.